UGUGUUUGCAAAAAUUUCUGUCCCCAUAUCCAUAUUUAUGAGAGUAAAAGAGUGAGCUUGAAUGCUUGAUAUCUGUUAUGAACUGCUGGGUUUGGGCUCAUGUAAGCUUAAGGGCUCUACUAUUGGUACUUAAAAAAAGAAAACUCCCAUCUUUUUACAAAAAGUAGUCAAAACUUGAAAUCAAAUCAGGAGCGGGGGAAAAAGAAAAGAGAGAGAAGUAGGGUUCGAAAAUGGCAGCAGAAUCAUCAGAGGGCGAAGAAGAAACCAAGUUAAGCGGAGGGAGCUUAUUGCUGACCGUUGACGACGACUUAACGGAAAUGGGAAAGAAAGCCGCUUGGAGCGUCAGUUCCUGCAAACCCGGUAACGGCGUUUCCUCUCUCCGUGACGACAAUCUCGAAACCUAUUGGCAAUCCGACGGAGGGCAACCCCAUUUGGUCAACAUUCAGUUUCAAAAGAAAGUUAGACUUCAGUUGAUUGUGCUGUACGUGGAUUUCAAGCUUGAUGAGAGUUACACGCCGAGCAAAGUUUCCAUCCGUGCCGGUGAUGGUUUUCACAACUUGAAGGAGAUUAAGACCGUGGAACUCGUGAAGCCAACUGGGUGGGUUUAUCUAUCCUUAUCUGGAGUUGAUCCUAGGGAUACCUUUGUGAACACUUUCAUGUUGCAAAUUGCUGUGUUGUCAAACCAUCUCAAUGGAAGGGAUACUCACGUGCGGCAGAUCAAAGUUUACGGGCCUCGACCGAACCCUAUCCCACAUCAGCCAUUCCAAUUUACUUCAAGGGAGUUUAUCACCUACUCUUCUAUAAGAUGAGAGUUUAUGGAAGGAAUUGAUGAAGCCACCUAGUGUUAAAUCAAAGGAUGCUGCCCACUAAGUGAUUAUAUCAUCUGGAAGGUCUGAAACCAAAUCACUGCAGACCGAAAUGUCAAAAAUACAUUUCACUUCAAUAUUCUUCUUGAAAAUUGUCAUCAGUAAAUGUGACCAUCAGUGAUUCAGUACCCUUUGUGUCUGGCUAGUAUUUAUAAUUUGUUUAGAUUCAGGGUCUGACUUCCUUGAAGAGUUCUAUAAUUAUUAAUUAACAAAAUGAUAUGUGCAUUGUGUGAAUUUCUAUUUCCUCUUUCUUAUCAUCAUAGUUUCUAUGAAAUUGGCACUAACGCCAUGGUAUUGGUUUAUCUAGUUCUACUGCUGAAGAAUAUAAUCUACAGACGUGUUUUUCUUUUUCA
Glycine soja is the source of this 1219-nucleotide messenger RNA. Its product is annotated as anaphase-promoting complex subunit 10-like. Gene Ontology annotation, biological process: anaphase-promoting complex-dependent catabolic process; protein K11-linked ubiquitination. The record is from RefSeq and is a predicted model, not a curated record. Lineage: Eukaryota; Viridiplantae; Streptophyta; Magnoliopsida; Fabales; Fabaceae. The coding region runs from base 231 to 809 and encodes 192 amino acids. Gene Ontology annotation, cellular component: anaphase-promoting complex. The transcript has 7 exons.